AUGUCUUAUAUCCCCUUGUUUGUACCCUAUAGUAGCCCAAGUGGACAGGAGCAGCGCAGCAGCGCCAGGAGGAGGAGCAGGAGGGAAAUGCUUACCGGUGAUCAGAUGCUGCACACACCGGUAUCGAUAGCAAUAUGGGAGGGGGCAAGCAAGUGGCGUGGGGUGUUGGCAAAGCAGCAGAAGCAGCAACAACGCAGAGGGGUUGCGCGCGCGCGCGGUGUUCCUUUUUUUUCGUUCAGGUACAGGGACGAAGCAUACGUAACAUCUAAUCCAGGCACAUCAUCAUUGCGGGGAAACUCGGCGGGAGAUUCGAUGGAACACAGAGGAUGCCCUGGCCAAAUAGUAAGGUUCACUGCUAUGGGCCUUUGGAUGACUGAGCUCCUCCACCAUGAGGAAAUGAAGAGUCUUCGCCCAAUUAUUAGAACGCGGUAG
Morchella sextelata is the source of this 432-nucleotide messenger RNA. RefSeq lists its product as uncharacterized. NCBI's taxonomy places the organism in Eukaryota, Fungi, Ascomycota, Pezizomycetes, Pezizales, Morchellaceae. Bases 1 to 432 code for a protein of 143 amino acids. The transcript is spliced from 11 exons. The record is from RefSeq and is a predicted model, not a curated record.